GAGGCCGCGGGAGUUAGGCGCUGUGGUCGCGGUCAGAUUGAGCGAAUAGCGCGUCAAGGGCUUCAAUUUAGUGAGGUACUGAAGCGUGAAGAAAGGAGACAAGUUGGAGGUGAUGAAAUGACGCGGAUCGUCGCGGUUCACCAUCCAGAAGGUAUAUUUGCUCAGCUCUCCGUUCAGGGGCGUGGGCUUGUUCCAGGAGAGACGGAGGUAGUUGUCGGCCAAUUCGGUGACUUUGAGGCCGGACGGCGCACCGGGAACUUUUCGUCCGAAGAGGUGGUACCGAGAGUGUGUUGGUGUGUGUGUGUGUGUGUGUGUGUGUGUGUGUGA
Molecule: messenger RNA, 327 nt
Organism: Protopolystoma xenopodis
Lineage: Eukaryota; Metazoa; Platyhelminthes; Monogenea; Polystomatidea; Polystomatidae
Source: the annotation of a GenBank genome assembly